Molecule: messenger RNA, 4561 nt
Organism: Rhagoletis pomonella (apple maggot)
Lineage: Eukaryota; Metazoa; Arthropoda; Insecta; Diptera; Tephritidae
Exons: 8
Coding region: 1174-3717 (847 amino acids)
Biological process (GO): regulation of transcription by RNA polymerase II
Cellular component (GO): nucleus
Molecular function (GO): RNA polymerase II cis-regulatory region sequence-specific DNA binding; protein dimerization activity; DNA-binding transcription factor activity, RNA polymerase II-specific
Source: RefSeq, a predicted model, not a curated record
CUCAAUGCUUUAUCUUUGCCCGGUUUCGCUAGUAGACAGACGGACGAUUGUCACUAGGUGUCGGAUAUGUAAAAAUCGGUUUUAUAAAUUCAGUAGACGGCAAUCAAAAUGAAAAUAACAGAAAGCUAGUGCGGAGUAGAUGGAAAUUAACAAAAGUGAUCGUGAACUAAAAGCUGUGCAACAAUGAAAUUAUUAAAUCAAUGGAAGAAAGAUCGCCCCUUAGGGCACUGAUAAAUCAUGUUAAAAAUGUAGAUGUACAUAUGUAUAUAUGUAUGUAUGUGUAUAUGUAUGUAUGUAUAAAAGUUGGUCAUAAAUGGUCAUAGUUGUAUGUUUAGACAAUUUAUUGGCGAUAUCAGCUUUGAAGCCUGAAGUGGUUGCGACAGCUAUUACGCUCGCACUCUCAACUUGCCAAAUAACUUACGAGUUCGAAAUAACAUUGAUAGGCUAUUGGUGUGAAUAUCGCAGUUGUGUUCGUGCGAGGCGCAGCUACAAGUGAUCAUGCAAACUUACAGUAUAAUAAAAAUGAAAAUAGAAUUAAAGAUGGCCGCCGAAAUUUCAGUGAAGUUGUGAAAAUGUGUAAAGAGAGCCAAGUAACUGCUACUACAUAUUUUCAUACAUUUAUCCAUACCUGUGAACAAGCAAACAAAACAAAUUCAUAUAAUGUGAUGUUAGCAAAGAAAAAGAAAACUCGCUCUUCGACAAACAUGAUAAAGGCGACAAGCAUUUACUCUGAGACAAGCAAUCAGCCAUAGUAACUAGCAAGUACUCAGCAGCUUAAUCACACGUGGUUUUAUGUGUGUUAGUGGAGCAUACAUACAUACAUAUACUAAUACAAGUACAUACUUAUGUAUUAUGCAUUGUAGACCCCAUUCUGAUAAACAAGUGUUGAGCAAGACAUUCAAAUCGAUUUUAUUGGCACUAAUUGUCGAUUUCCAAAGGCAGAGUUUGAAACUCUUCUUAAUUAAGCCGCCAAACAAAUAACGAAUCACUGAGCAAAGAAUAAAAUGAAAAAAGAUAUCGCACACCAAUGUAUUUUGAUCAAUGCUCAUCAACUCACCACAAGUUGUCAGCAAUCAAAUUACUUUUGUGCUUUAGUCAACUCAGAGUAAAAUAAAACUUGAAAUUUUCCACUCACCACAAGUAAAACCGGCGUAGGAAGCAUUUAGCUCGACGAUGGCAGAAUCCGGCAUAAAUAUGGAUUUCGAUCUUGAAUAUUUUCCCAUCGAAGACUUAGAUUUACUAUCAACUGAAGUUCAAGUUGCUGGGAGGACGGAUAAUGUAGAAUUCUAUGAGCUAAAGUCCGCGACCCGUUCAGUGCGAUUCGAUGACAUUCCUACAUUCAAGACAACUGUUCCAAAAUCUCGGACACAACUCAAGCAACAGUUGCAACGUGAACAGCAACAGCAAGAGUUGGAGCGACGCGAAGCAGAGAAAAGAGCCGCUGCAGCAGCUGAGGCUGCUGCUCUACAACAGCAAGUUGAGUCUUAUAUAACACAACAGAUUCCUAGCCCACACCAAAGCCAGCCGUUACAUUCAACAACAUCAAAUACCCAACAUAUGAUGGGUCAUAGUAAUAAUGCGGGCAUUGGUUAUAGGCCAGCAUCCAACAGUUUCGGAACGAAUUUCAACGAUGUGCAAAUGAAUCAACAAAACUAUAUAACCCACCCACCAUCAGUUACAUCAUCCGGUACUAGUUCUAGUCCAGUUAUGUUAAAAGGACCACUGCAAAGUAUUGGCGUAGAUGUGCCAAAACAGGUUUUACAGGUGCGGACAGUAUUGGAAAAUCCUACACGUUAUCAUGUCAUACAAAAACAAAAAAAUCAAGUACGCCAGUAUCUAAGUGAGUCUUUCAAGAAUGAAUGGGAGAACAAAACUUCAUUGAACUCACCAAUCAUAUCGAAUGUAAGUCGCGAUCCAAAUCAGGCGAACAAUUAUUCGGGUUUCACAGAUAUCGGCGGAGGAGGAGAACUGAACGCCGCACAUUCACCUCAGUUGCGACUUACCCCCAGUGCUGCAACGUCAAUGCUAGAUGAUCCCAUGCAACUAUCGCCCUCUCCAUAUGGUGUAGAUGGUGGAGGUAGCAAUGCAGCAACUGGUGGUAGUUGCCCGUUCUUUCUUCCAAAUGACCAAAAUUCAGUCAAAAGUUUUGGAACCGACAGUGCUUAUAAAAACUCAGUUGGUGGCAAUUCCUCAAGUUUGACGGGCGGAAAAAGUUGUCUCCAAAGUGGUCGUUCAUCAGGGCCCACAAACUCACUAAGGACAGUAAAUUGCUCCAACGUAUCUACAGCCAGUCCGGUCCAAUCAGCACCAAUGUCACCGUUAAGUUCUGUGGCAACAAGUGCAUCCGAAGCAGACGACUGUUUGUUCGAUGCGGAUCUUAAGUUUGAUAACUACUCAUCUGAUUUAGGAAUUAAACAGGAACCACAAUCCUACACUGAUGCUGAAAUGCAUGCAUUAGCCAAAGAUCGGCAGAAGAAAGACAAUCACAAUAUGAUCGAGCGAAGGCGUCGUUUCAACAUCAACGAUCGUAUUAAAGAGCUGGGUACCCUAUUACCAAAAACAAAUGACCCAUAUUACGAAGUGGUCCGUGACAUUCGACCAAAUAAGGGCACAAUACUUAAAUCCUCCGUUGAUUAUAUCAAAUGCCUGAAGCACGAAGUAUCGCGACUGAAACAGAAUGAAAUGCGACAACGUCAGAUGGAGUCACAAAAUCGAAAGCUUUUGAAUAGAAUAAAGGAGCUGGAAAUGCAAGCCAAAUCACAUGGGCUACCAUUAAGCGAUUUCAAUUUAACAUCAGUGUCUGCUCCCCCGCCUGCUUCAUAUCUCAAAAGCCUCAGUCCAGCAUCACCAUCAUCGCAUAGCCAUCAUUCAACAUCCCUAAUACCCGAUAUGGUAGAAAAGUUAUCAGUUAUUACAAGUGAAGCCAGUCUCAGUAUUACUCCUAUUGAUGACCUCAUGGAGGACAGUAAGCAUCCAGUACAAGGUGGCGAUCCCCUACUCUCCUCAAAUAUUAGUCACUUCUUCUCGGCGCCUCACUCGCCAACGGCAGCACAAUUGCAUUGUUGUAAUAGUUUCGAUGGCAAUGACUGUGUUGGCGACAAUGGUAGUGACUGCCACAAUCACAGCUGCCACAACAAUCAGCAUUCGCUAGAUGACCUCUAUCAAAAUGCUGUCGCUUCUUCAGCUGGCACUGCAGCGCACAUUAAAAAUAAUUGUUGUGGUAGCAAAAGAAAAGGUAUGGGAAGCGGCGCCUGCUGCCUGACGACAAGUUGCCAUCAAACCAACCAACAUCAGCAUCAUCAUCAUCAUGACCACCGCCAGGAACACCAUCAACACUCCCAACUGCAACAACACUCGCAACACGCGUUAAAACAUAGUUGCGAUGGCUCGUUCAAUAGCAAUCACUAUCUACAACACUCGCAUCGCCAAAUGAGUAAUAAUGACAUCAACAGUCUACCUAAGUCGCCAUCAACGUUGCAGCACGGGCGUGAUCCUUUGCUUUCGUCCUCGCACCACCAACAAGUGGAACCAAGUCAUCCUUUGAAUGGCCUGGAGCCAUCGUCGCUCCAGCAUCAUCACCAUCAUCUGCAUGAUGAGGACCAACGCCAUGAUGACCUUUCCAACGCCAUGAUGAGUGAUUCUCUCUCGCUAGUGUCGUCCGCAACAAAUGACCCAAUGCUACUGUCACCUGAUUCCUUGGAUAUAGAUCUGGCAUGAUACAAAAUCAGGCAAACGCUCACAAACUUAAUUUAUUUUACCUGCAAUUGUAUUCUACAAUAGAACAAAAUAUGUAUGCAAAUAACUGGCAACUCAUGUGUAUACAAAAAGAUAAUGCAAGUACAUUCUACACGUAAUUUUGCCGCUAAUGUACAUUUGUAAUUAUGUAAUAUAACUACUACUGAUUGUCUUAACAAUACGUAUGUUUAGUGCCGUAAGUAUUGGACAAAAACUAUGUACAAUUGUACAUGUCAGAACACAUGUAUUUACAUGUAUCCAUACAUACAUAUACAUAUAUGUAUAUAUAUAUCCAUAUACUAAUAUGUAUGUAUAUUUGGUAAUAACAUGAUUUGUAAAUCGUUACAUACAUAUGUAUUUAUGUAAAAGGUAUGAGAAAGUGUUUUAGAUUGAAAGUUUAUCUUUAUGUAGUUAAAUUCGUAAUACAUACAACUUACGCCUAUGCGUAUAGAACUAAUUAUAUAUAUGCAUAUGCACACCAUUAUUAAAUAGUUUUUUUCCCCCCUAAUAACAUUGAUUUCAAAGAAAUUUAGUUAUGGAUGGAGAAUAGUGUGGUUUGAAAAUCCGCUUUUUUUUAGAAUUUUGAUUGGUAAUAGCAAAAAUAUUUAUUUUCGGCCCACGCUAAUGGAGCAGAGGCAGGUUACUAAGGGCCAAUUUAACAUCACAUUAAUUAUUUAUUAACGGUCAUCUGAAAUUGACAUUGCGAGAAGUGUGCUCCGGGAAUAGUUUUAUAAAUCUCACGUUUACCCAACUCAUCAUAAAAAGCAAGAAAAGCCAAGCCAUGCACCUCAUAUACCCUUGUGGUCAGCUGAAGAAGUUAAGUGCC